Molecule: messenger RNA, 3084 nt
Organism: Arctia plantaginis
Lineage: Eukaryota; Metazoa; Arthropoda; Insecta; Lepidoptera; Erebidae
Source: the annotation of a GenBank genome assembly
AUGCCUAACAUAAUCUAUUGCUUGUUGCAGGAUGGUGACGUGAUAGAGCUUUGUCAAGUCAGCGACGUGAGAUCCGGUGGUGUGCCGAAGGACUCCAAGCUUAGCAUGAACCUGGUGAACAAACAUGGCGAAAACUUAGAGGAGAAGUCGCUCACCAUCUGUAGUGGAACGGAUUACAUUAACAUCAACUAUCAACACGUGGUGUGUCCUGACGCCGCCACUGCUAAGGUAUGGUUGCAAGAACUAAGGCGGAUCACCCACAAUGUGAAAGCGAACAACGUUUGUCCAAUGACUUGUCUUAAGAAGCAUUGGAUGCGCCUCUCUUUCCUCACGGACCCUCGAGGAAAGGUGCCAGUCAAAGUUGUGGCCAGAACAUUUGCGUCAGGCAAAACUGAGAAGCUGGUCUACCAGUGUUUAUCAGAGUUGGGACUGCCAUCAGGCAAGAAUGAAGCAAUGGAAAAGGAGGCGUUCACCUUCGACAAAUUCUACGCUCUGUACCAUAAGAUCUGUCCAAGGAAUGAUAUUGAAGAGCUGUUUCGGUCUAUAACUCAAGGGAAAUCAGACCGCAUCAACUUGGAGCAGUUCGUGAAUUUCCUGAACGAAAAACAGCGUGAUCCUCGACUCAACGAGAUUCUGUACCCGCUGUACGACGAGAAGAGAGCAGCUGAGAUCAUCAACACUUACGAACAGAACGAGGAAGCUAAGACUGACAAAUGCCUCACUAAGGACGGGCUGAUUCGCUAUCUCAUGUCGGAUGAGAACGCUCCAGUAUUCCUGGACCGGUUGGACAACUAUAUGGACAUGGACCAGCCCCUAGCCCAUUACUACAUUAACUCAUCACACAACACUUAUCUGUCUGGAAGACAGUUCGGUGGCAAGAGUUCUGUGGAGAUGUAUCGCCAGGUCCUUCUGGCCGGGUGCAGAUGCGUAGAGCUCGACUGCUGGGAUGGCAAAGGUGAAGACGAAGAGCCAAUCAUCACCCACGGCAUGGCAAUGUGUACUGACAUUCUCUUCAAAGACGUCAUCUACGCUCUGAGAGACACUGCCUUCGUGACGUCAGACUACCCUGUGAUUCUCUCGUUCGAGAACCAUUGCUGCAAGGCUCAGCAGUACAAGCUGGCGAAGUACUGUGACGAGAUCCUAGGAGAUCUGCUUCUGAAGGAACCAUUGCCUGAGCACCCUCUGGAACCAGGAGUACCCCUGCCACCGCCCUCAUCACUCAAGCGAAAAAUUCUCAUUAAGAAUAAGCGCUUAAAGCCAGAGGUGGAGAAGCAGGAGUUGGAACUGUUCCGUCAAGGGCAGUUUGUUAUUGAAGAUGAAGAGAAGGAAGACGCUUCUGCUGUAGUUAUCACUGAUAAGAAGCCCGAGGAGAUAGUGGCGGAGGCGGCGGUGGCGGGCGACGACGCGCCGCCGCCCGUCGCGUACACCGGCUCCACCACCAACGUGCACCCCUGGCUCUCCUCCAUGGUCAACUACGCGCAGCCCAUCAAGUUCCAGGGCUUUGAGGAGGCCGACAAGCGCAAUAUCUACCACAAUAUGUCCUCUUUCGCGGAAACAACAGGGAUGAACUACCUUAAGACCCAGGCCAUUGAUUUCGUCAACUAUAACAAGCGUCAGAUGUCCAGGAUCUACCCCAAGGGCACUAGGGCUGACUCUUCUAACUACAUGCCACAGGUGUUCUGGAACGCGGGAUGCCAGAUGGUGUCGUUGAACUUUCAAACGUCGGACCUGCCAAUGCAGCUGAACCAGGGCAAGUUCGAGUACAACGGUAACUGCGGCUACCUCCUGAAGCCAGACUUCAUGCGCCGCGCCGACCGCAGCUUCGACCCCUUCGCCGACGCGCCCGUCGACGGCGUCAUCGCUGCGCAGUGCUCCGUGCAGGUGAUCGCUGGUCAGUUUUUGUCAGACAAGAAGAUAGGCACCUACGUGGAGGUGGACAUGUACGGUCUACCAUCAGAUACCAUACGUAAAGAGUUCAGGACUCGCAUGGUGCCUGCCAACGGACUAAACCCGGUGUACAACGAGGAACCUUUCUUGUUCAGGAAGGUGGUCCUCCCAGACCUGGCCGUGCUCCGUUUCGGCGUGUAUGACGAGAACAGCAAACUCCUUGGACAACGUAUCCUGCCCCUGGACGGUCUGCAGGCUGGCUACCGUCAUAUCUCGCUCAGGACCGAGGCCAACUUCCCCAUGUCGUUGCCCAUGCUCUUCUGUAAUAUAGAGCUCAAGAUCUACGUGCCUGACGGCUUCGAAGACUUCAUGGCGGCGCUGUCCGACCCGCGCGCCUUCAUGGGCGCCGCCAAGGAGCGAAACGACAAGGUCAAGCAGAUGGGCAUCGAGGAGACAGGGCCUGAGAAGAAGGUGCAGCUCGAGGAGAAGAAAGAAGAACCUCCUCUAGUCUUCGAGCCUAUUACGGUAGAAUCCCUCCGCCAAGAGAAGGGAUUCGUGAAGACCGGGCGCAAGCAACAGAAGGAACUUGAAGCAAUGAGGAAACGUCACACCAAAGAGAAAAUGUCUUUGCAGAAGUCACAAUGCUCUGCUUUGGAGAAAAUGAUUAAAGGGAAGAACAAAGACCAGCUGAGCACCGACCAAGCGUUCCGCAAGCUCGUAAACGAGCAGGCUGGCGCGUGGAGUGAACUGGUGGCUAAGCAUCGCGUCGAGGAGUGGAGCAGUGCUCGCAGCCGCCUCAACGAGCAACGAGACCUGCUGAAGAAGAUGAUGGAACAGACGCAGCUCGCGCAGAUGAAGCAGCUGGAGGGCAAACAUGAAAGGGAACUCAAAGAGAUGAACGCUCGCCAAGCCAAGAUCAGCAUGGAGACGAGCAAGGAGGUGGCUAACGACAAGACUCUCAAAACCAAGCAAGAGAAGGAUCGACGGCUGCGCGAAAAGAAGCAAAACAACACCAAAAAGUUCAUGGACGAAAGGAAGACUCAAACCAUUAAACAGAAUCGCGAGAAGGAGAAGUUGAAGGUUAUUCACGACAAGCAGAUGGAAGAGCUCUCCAAGGAUAUCGAUAACCUGAUCGAGAUGUACAAGAUGGAGGAGUCCGAAUUCGACAUGACGAGUAAAUCAGAAUUCUUUGCAUGA